Molecule: messenger RNA, 1014 nt
Organism: Saccharomycodes ludwigii
Lineage: Eukaryota; Fungi; Ascomycota; Saccharomycetes; Saccharomycodales; Saccharomycodaceae
Gene: FBP1
Product: fructose 1,6-bisphosphate 1-phosphatase
Exons: 1
Coding region: 1-1014 (337 amino acids)
Biological process (GO): gluconeogenesis; fructose 1,6-bisphosphate metabolic process; fructose 6-phosphate metabolic process
Cellular component (GO): cytoplasm; cytosol
Molecular function (GO): fructose 1,6-bisphosphate 1-phosphatase activity
Source: RefSeq, a predicted model, not a curated record
AUGUCCGCAGCAAAUGAUCAAUCAAUCGAUACAAAUAUCACCACCUUAUCUACUUUUAUAUUAAACAGUCAAAAAGAACUGGGUACCACCAAGAAUGCUACUGGUGAUUUAACUCUAUUAUUGAACUCUUUGCAAUUCGCCUUCAAAUUUAUCUCUCAUACCAUAAACAAGUCAGAACUAAUUAAUUUAAUUGGUGUAAAUAACACAAUAAAUAGUACUGGCGAUGUACAAAAGAAAUUGGAUGUUUUGGGUGAUGAAAUUUUCAUUAAUGCCAUGAGAAAUAGUGGUAAAGUAAAAGUACUAGUUAGUGAAGAGCAAGAGGAUUUGAUUAUUUUUGAUGAGGCCACAGGCGCCAAAUAUUGUGUUUGUUGUGAUCCAAUCGAUGGUAGUUCCAAUAUCGAUGCUGGUGUUUCUGUGGGUACCAUUGUCUCUGUUUUCAAAAUUAGAGAAAAUAGUGAUGGUACUAUCCACGAUGUUUUGAGAAGUGGUGAUGACAUGGUAGUUGCUUGUUAUGCCAUGUAUGGUGCCUCUACCCAUUUGAUGAUCACUUUUGGCAACGGGUUGAAUGGGUUUACCUUGGACACUUCUUUGGGUGAAUUUAUUUUAACUUAUAAAGAUAUGAAAUUGCCUGAAUUAAGGAGUAUUUAUUCGAUCAAUGAGGGUAAUUACUCGGGUUGGGCUCCUGAGAUCCAGAAUUUUAUCGAUGAUUUGAAAAAGACCAAACAAUAUAAUGCACGUUACAUUGGUUCAAUGGUUGCUGAUGUUCAUAGAACGUUGUUGUAUGGUGGUUUGUUUUCGUAUCCUGCUGAUGGUAAAAACAAAAAUGGUAAAUUAAGAUUGUUAUAUGAAGCGUUCCCAAUGGCUCUAAUUGUAGAACAGGCUGGUGGUAAAGCUGUGAAUGACAAGGGCAAACGUAUCUUGGAUUUAACUCCAAAAAAUAUUCACGACAAAAGCAGUAUUUGGUUAGGAUCAAGUGGUGAAGUUGACAAGUAUUUGAGUUAUAUCAAGAAAUGA